This is a messenger RNA of Trypanosoma rangeli, 315 nucleotides long. RefSeq lists its product as uncharacterized. The record is from RefSeq and is a predicted model, not a curated record. NCBI's taxonomy places the organism in Eukaryota, Euglenozoa, Kinetoplastea, Trypanosomatida, Trypanosomatidae. The transcript has a single exon. Bases 1 to 315 code for a protein of 104 amino acids.
AUGGCCAGUGCCGCGUUCACGAGAGCGACAACGAUUUUUGUCUCAAACUGCUGCCACUAUGCAGUGUACGGGGUCACUGUUUUCCCGCAGAUCGUGGAUUCUUCGUCAUCGUCUCUAGCCAGCACCGUCCGACACGAUAAGCCCAAACACCGCAAUCGUAACUGUAAAUGCGCUCUGGGUCACACAAUCGGCACGAUCAAUGACAUCAAGUUCACUCGGUUGAGACCAUUUUGGUCAAGAUGCCAGAAAAAAGCGCGUGCCGUGGCCGUCAUCCAUCCGUCCUUGGCGCGUUCCUUACACACCUGUCAUCGCUGA